CCCCUUCCUAGGCGUCUGGCCGUAUCUUCUGCAACAAUGGCCGACCACGUCCUAAAUUCGAGCGCUGAGGUUGCGUCAAGGGCAGUCAAUCUCCGUGCAGAAUUAAAAACCUGGGAGAAGGAGUUUGCGUCCACACAUGACGGUCGGAAAGCUGGUCGCGAAGACAUCAAGCAACAUCCCGACAUUGCCGCAAAAUAUAAGGAAUACGGUAGACUGAAGGCGCUAGAGUCUUCAUUGAACCGGCGCGAGAACCGACAGGAAUCAUCCGACGCCCAGUCUAAAAAACGAAAGCAUGCUUCUCCCACAGGACCAGAUUCAGCGCAACCAGUCGCGACGCCCCGAAAGUCGGCCAAAGGGCUUUUUGCGACACCAUCAAACAGCCGCAACAAGCAGAUCAACCACGUAGACGAAUUUGUUUCGCCCUCGACAUUCCGCAAGCUAUUCAGCCCUAGCGCACAUCGUCAGAGCGCACCAGCACAGUCACCUCUCAAAGCUGCAAUUGGACCAACACCGCAGCGCGACGGGAAAGCCCUCGGUUUAUUCGACAUGCUAUCAGAAUCGGGAGGAAGCAACGCGACACCAUCAGCAAAGAAGCAAAGGGACUUUUUAGCUGCAGGGUUCCUGACACCAUCUAAGCCUAAAACAUUUGAACCUAUAGCCGAAGUUCCUGAAGAGGAGGAGGAAGAGGAAAGCACUCGGCUUUCCCGCACGCCCGCAUCUUCAACCAAGCAGUUCUACCUGGCCAAUCUCUUCGCAACUCCAACGACUAUGCGUUACGCUGCUAUGGUGGAAAAUGACGAUGAAAGAGAAGAUCGAGAAAACACGCGCCCAGUUAUUGACGCUCCUGCAUCGCCAGAACCGAACACCUCCGAAACCCCAUCCUUCUUACGACGAACCAAUAUCAACAGACUUCCACCUCCAACUUUCAAUGAUCAGAGCGCGGGACUCAGUCCUAUUGCAUCCCGGAAGCCACUACAGUUCGCAGGAAAGGGAUUAACGCAUUUGGUCCAAGGCCUACGGGCCAUGGAGGAAGAGCGCGAGGAUGACGAGUGGGAUAUGCUUCGGGAGAUCGAAGAGGCGCAAGAAGCAGCGAACUUCGAGGUUCCUCAAAGUCAGGUUAUGCCGGAGAACCAGCGUCCAUAUAAAAAGAAGGGGCAGAAGCGAACAACGCGAAGAGUCAUUAUGCGGCCAGUUGCCCCUCGGCCAAAGCCUCGCCCUAAUACCAGUCUGCCCCCUGUUGAAGAAUAUCCAGAAGAAGAUGAUGAUGAGCUCGUUGCAGUUCCUGAAACUCAACUCCCAGCAGGCUCCGAAGUCGUUGACGAGACCUAUCAUGAGGAAACUAUAGGCGACGACGUGGCCUCUUUGCAUACCAUGUCUGAUCCGGAAUCUGAUCCAGAGGAGCCUGAUGCAGACUCUGACGACGAUCCAGAAUAUGGCGAGCCAACGAAACCUUUGACCAGGGCGAAGAGCUUCUCCGAGCGUAUAAGGGAAGCAGUCUCCAUGGCCAAGCCUCCACCCAAGGAAGAGCCAUCGAAAGCAUUACCGGUCCCGGAGAAAGAAGAGAAGGCACCCAAGACCCGAAUGAUCAAGGCCAAUACCCAGGCCCAUACGAAUUACCGCAGUUUGAAGAUCCACCAUAGAGGAGGAUCUCGUGGCCAUGGGCGAUUCCGCAGGCGAUAGAUGCUGUGGCUGAGGUACGCUAAUGUUCACGAAGAAACGAUUGCAUUUAUAAUUAGCAUAAACGGGUCCUGGACGGUCGCAAUUCACACAUCUAAGAUACAGUCCAACCCUCAUUUGAUUUUUCUGUCAGAUUUAGAAGAACCUAUAGGAGAACCUAGUAUAUAAGGCCAGCAUUGUUUACUAUACCGUACUAUGCUAGUCGGGAAUAUAUCGGUCCAGAAGAUGCCGAUUCCGCUCUGGCCAUGGAGCACGUCGAUGUGAACCCCGAGUCCUAGGUGCAGCCAUCCUCCGUGCAGAUGGCUGUGAACUUUCGGGCCUCGAGACCCGAUCGAAUAAGCUCCGGUCGCGUUCUCGGGCAGGCGAUGCGCUACGGGCGCGCGUCGAGCCUGGUUGAGUAGAGGCAUCACGACGAUAGCUGGCAUCUCGCCACUCCUUAUCGCGGGAGGCAGUCCUUGAUGCAGGAUACUGCACAUGCCGAUCCCAGUCCUCUAACGAAUCGUAAGGGCUUCGCAGCCACGCCAAUAAUUCGUGGAGAAACAAACGAGCGUUGUCCCUCCCGAGGAAAUCGCUCAGCAAUUCUUCUGCUUGUCCGGCGCUCCCUUUGAUGUCCACGGUACGCAAAAUAGCAACGACGUACUCGAGCAAGAACUCGGCAUUAUUUGCCCUCCGUUGCUCUAAUCGCUGCUGUCCCGAGCGAGGCACGGGAUCCCGCCGCUCUUCCGGCGCAUCCUCUGCCCCCGGGUGCAGAAAGCUGAACACCUGCAAUUCGCGACGGAUCCAUUUGCGAGCGCGCGAUACAAGCGCUUCAUCACGGUUGAAAUCCACCGGUGUCACCUCAGUGUAUUGGGAAAGUCGAUUCGACCCGACCCGGAGAGAGUAUAGCUGAUGACGAUACACAUCGCGACGGACAGAAAUCGGAUUGUUGGGCGAAGGCUGAGAUCGGGGCAGAUUAUAUCUUUGUCGACGUCUGUGUCCUCUGAAUCGCUGCUCGUGUGGUAUAUGGGCGCGGGCUGUGGUUCCGGGAACAGUGACGGGAGGUACGACGUAAGUUUUUGGGCCUUGAGGUCCCUUCAAGUCAUACUCCACAGCGGUGAG
Messenger RNA from Penicillium brasilianum, 2775 nucleotides. The record is from the annotation of a GenBank genome assembly. Lineage: Eukaryota; Fungi; Ascomycota; Eurotiomycetes; Eurotiales; Aspergillaceae.